Hipposideros armiger (great roundleaf bat) is the source of this 484-nucleotide messenger RNA. It is a transcript of the gene STAP1, whose product is annotated as signal transducing adaptor family member 1. The annotation marks the transcript as partial. Gene Ontology annotation, molecular function: protein kinase binding; signaling adaptor activity. The record is from RefSeq and is a predicted model, not a curated record. Lineage: Eukaryota; Metazoa; Chordata; Mammalia; Chiroptera; Hipposideridae. Gene Ontology annotation, biological process: cell surface receptor protein tyrosine kinase signaling pathway; positive regulation of B cell receptor signaling pathway. The transcript is spliced from 4 exons.
GGUUUAAAAUCGUGUUGGGACUUCCUCUUUGAACAGUUGCCUUUUCCUUUCACACAAGAGAGAUCUCAUUUUGUUUCAGACUGUAUACAGUUGAAACCAAACCACACACCAACGAGAGGGUAUGAUGGCUAACAAGCCCCCAAAACCAGCCCCUCGCAGGAUCUUCCAGGAAAGGUUAAAGAUUACUGCUCUGCCCUUAUACUUUGAAGGUUUUUUAUUAGUCAAGCGGUCAGAAUACCAGGAGUAUAAACACUAUUGGACAGAGUUGAGAGGAACUACACUUUUCUUUUAUAAUGACAAAAAAAGCACAAUAUAUGUUGACAAAUUAGACAUAAUAGACCUCACAUGUCUUACUGAAAAGAAUUCAACUGAAAAGAAUUGUGCAAAAUUCACCCUUGUUUUGCCAAAAGAAGAAGUGCAACUGAAGACAGAGAACACAGAAAGUGGAGAAGAAUGGAGAGGCUUCAUUCUUACAGUAACAGAG